Coturnix japonica (Japanese quail) is the source of this 513-nucleotide messenger RNA. Lineage: Eukaryota; Metazoa; Chordata; Aves; Galliformes; Phasianidae. The record is from RefSeq and is a predicted model, not a curated record.
GAGAUCGGGAUCGCCAUGGGGUCGGGCACAGCCGUGGCCAAAACAGCCUCCGAGAUGGUGCUGGCGGACGACAACUUCUCCACCAUCGUGGCGGCCGUGGAGGAAGGACGUGCCAUCUACAACAACAUGAAGCAGUUCAUCCGAUACCUCAUCUCCUCCAACGUCGGGGAGGUGGUCUGCAUCUUCCUGACGGCCGCCCUUGGGCUCCCUGAGGCUUUGAUCCCGGUGCAGUUGCUUUGGGUCAACCUUGUGACCGAUGGGCUCCCAGCCACGGCUUUAGGAUUCAACCCCCCCGACCUGGAUAUUAUGGACAAACCCCCCCGCAGCCCCAAGGAGCCCCUCAUCAGCGGGUGGCUCUUCUUCCGUUACCUGGCCAUAGGAGGUGAGGAAGGAUAUAGGGUCAGUGGAUGGCUUAUGGGGUCAUUGGAUGCCCUAUGGGGUCAUUGGAUGGCCUAUGGGGUCAUUGAGUUGGCUAUGGGGUCAAUGGAUGACCUAUAGGACCAUUGACUUGAC